Dracunculus medinensis (Guinea worm) is the source of this 252-nucleotide messenger RNA. The record is from the annotation of a GenBank genome assembly. NCBI's taxonomy places the organism in Eukaryota, Metazoa, Nematoda, Chromadorea, Rhabditida, Dracunculidae.
AUGGAACAAAAUGAUAUACAAAGUGGAAAGUUAGAAGAUAAUCUUCUUUCAGUUCCUGAAGAUCAAAAUCCGAAGAAUGUGCAAGAUUUGACAGGAUUGAUCCAAGGAGUAUUAAAACAAACUCAGGAGCGUUUUAAACAUAUGUCUGAUGAGAUUAUUGGACGAAUAGAUACAAUGUCAAAGCGAAUCGAUGAAUUAGAGAAAAAUAUUACUGAACUAAUGGCACAAUCUGGCUUAGACGUUGAAUCUUAA